UGGAAUAACAAGAAAAUGCUGCUCAUAAUUUAUGCACUGCUGAUGUUCAGAGCGUGGUGUUUAACAGAAGGUCAGAAGUUUGAGAAGAAAAACGUUACUGUUGGAGAGGAUGUGAAACUGACAUGUCCCCUUGAGAGUGUGGGAAGCUUGUUUUGGAUCGUGUUGUUUUCUGAAAAAUUUCCUGAAGUUUUAGGAAGAUCAUCUAGCCCCCUGAAUGAUGCUCCUCGCAUUAGAACCAAAAAAGAGCGGAAAGAAUUUGUUCUGUAUAUUUCAAAAGCAGGGCUAACUGACACAGCUUUUUACUUCUGUAUAAAGACAUUACAAAAUGAUUUUAUAUUUUUGGCUGGAACGCAUGUCAUAGUUGAAAGUUCAACAACAACAGCUCAGCCUGGACCAGAACCUGUUGUCACCACAACUGCUCCAUCUGUUCCAGUGCAUCCAGGAGACUCAGUGACUCUACAGUGCUCAGUCUUCAGUGACUCUGAGAAUAAAACCUGUCCAGCUGAAGACAGUGUGUUCUGCUUUAGCCAUGAGCCACAUCAGUCUCUAUCAAUAUUUAAUCGUACUAAAGUAAACGACAGCGAUGAAUAUGACCACAACUCUGGAGGAGCCUCAACAAAAAAAUGUUUCUUCAACUUCAGAAACUUCAGCUCCUCUGGUGCCCGCACGUAUUACUGCUCCGUGGCCAUGUGUGGGAAGACGUUAUCAGGAAACAUAUCAGAACUCAACAAUGAAGGUGAAAGCAUAUGGGAGUCAAAGAAGGACAAUGCAGUUCUCUAUGUCUUGUGUGGAGCUUUGGUUAUAAGUGUGAUUGUUAUAGUCUUUCUCCUUUAUUCAAUCAAAAAACUCACGAAGAAACCCAGUGAGUUGUGCAGAGAUACAUAUGCGGUUCCACUGCAAACAGUCGAUGGUAAUCAUGAAAAUCAGCAGACAGACGAAGACUCACUGAUUUACACGGUACCAUCUUUCACCUACAGAAAGUCUAACAAAACUAUCACAAGGGACACGAAACCUACAGAGGAAGAGAGCAUUUACACUGAUGUCAAGGUUCUCAGACUGGAUCAACAUCUUGACGAUGAAUUGAACUGAUUUUUGUUUGCACACUGAAUUAAAUGUACUUUUUUGAACCUUAAACACAUAUUUCUUUUCAGCAAAUUAUUUAUACUUGUAGAAAGAACAUUUCUUUGGUUGUAGAGUUUCUGAUAAAGUUUUUUUGAAUGUCCUUGAAUAUUUAUAUGUUUAUGCACACAUAUGUAUAUAUCUUUCCAUGAGUUGCACAUAUAUCUCAUUGCCAAAGUAAUGUACUGAAAGGAAAUGGCGGCUGUGUGUAUGUGUUCCUUCCUUCCUUCUUGAUUGCUACAUACUAAUUUAAACAAUAAUUUACUAUUGUAAAGUAUUGAAACCAAGGCUUUAAUGAAACCAAAGCUAAGCCUUAAUAUAAAAUUGUAUUUAAAAAAAAAAAACUGUGCUCUUUUUUAUGUUUUAUGAAAUAUUUUUUGCUUUGACAUCACCGUCUACAUUUAUUGUUGUGAAAAUACUCCAUCUACACUCCCAGUCAAGAUUUUGGAGACACUAUUUUUUUGAACGGGAAGGUGUGUUCAAACCUUUGACUGAUAGUGUAGUAGUUUUACCUGUAAUAUUUAUAUUUUGGAUAAGCCCAAUUAAAAGUCAUUCAUAUAUACCCAAUAAAAUAAAUUGAUAGAAAUAGACCCCAAAUUUUGU
Mugil cephalus (flathead mullet) is the source of this 1722-nucleotide messenger RNA. RefSeq lists its product as uncharacterized. Lineage: Eukaryota; Metazoa; Chordata; Actinopteri; Mugiliformes; Mugilidae. Gene Ontology annotation, biological process: response to bacterium. The transcript has 6 exons. The record is from RefSeq and is a predicted model, not a curated record. Bases 16 to 1089 code for a protein of 357 amino acids.